AGAUUUUGGUAUUUUCCUUUCUUGUUAAUACGCCAACAUGUCGUCGUCGUCGUCGUCAAGCACUAAGAGAAAGUUCACCGAGUUAGAAGAAGGAUGGGAAAUUAUACAUAAAGGAAUCAAGAAGGUUAUAGAAGGCUUGCCUGAGCCGCCGAAAUCCACCAUCGACGAAAACAUGUUGAUAUAUACGACUAUAUUCAAUAUGUGUACUGAAAAGUUAGGGGUGGGAGAUACCUAUGCAGUAGACCUGUAUAACAGGUAUAAGCAAGUAUUUGAAGACUACAUCACAUCCACGGUUUUGCCAUCUUUGAGAGAAAAUCAAGAUGAACUUUUCUUGAAAGAACUGCAUGAUAGAUGGACAAAUCACAAAACUAUGACCAGGUGCCUCUCCAGAAUGUUUCGUUAUCUUGAUCGAUACGAUAUCCCAAGAAAAGAACUUCCCUCUCUUGAAGAUACUGCUUUCUUAUCCUUCUAUAACUUGGUUUAUGAUGAGAUGCAUAAACAAGCAAUGGAUGCAGUGUUAGCUAUGAUUUGUCGGAAACAUGCAGGAGAGGAAAUUGAUGAAACAUUGGUUCAUAAUACAUUGAGUUUCUACUCAGAGAUUGGAGAAAGAGCAAGAAAAAAAGAACCAAUACUAUUUGCACUAACAAUGAUUGAAGAGAAUGCACCAUUCUAUUGCGAUGAGGCUUCAAAUUUGAUAACAGGUUCUUCCUCCGUGGAUAACACACCAAAGAAAGAGAAAAUGCAUGAUGAGAGUCCGAGUCCAAGUACUGUUCCAUCAAAGAAAAUGAUCAACUUGAUAAGCUCAGAUGGUGUUGCGUUUGAAGUUGAGUACGAUGUGGCAAUUAUGUCAAAAACAGUCGAAGAUGCAAUCGAAACGAAUCCUACUACUGGUGAAAUUAAUAGCAUUCCUCUUUCUUUAGUGCAUAGCACAGUGUUGAGCAAGAUAAUUGAAUACUGCCAGAUGCAUAAGAAUAUACAGAUAUCAGAAGAUUAUCUCAAGGUUUGGGAUGAAGAAUUCGCCAAUAUCGACUGUUCAAGUUUGUUUCAUCUUGUUUUAACUUCACACUUCAUGAACAUCAGCUGUCUGUCGAAUCUGGUAUAUAAUAAAAUGGCAGACAAUAUAAAAGGAAAGACACCAAGAGAAAUUGCAGAGUUAUUUGGCAUUCCAUUUGAAGGUACCUCUAACUCACAGGAAGAAGAGAACAAACAGUAGUUAGUACCUUGAGCUUAUUUCAUGUUUAGCUUGUCAUUUCAACUUUCAUGCCUCUUUGUUUCUUAAAGAUAGUAUAACAUCCUGUUAGUAUCUCUGAACUUGAUACACAGACUACCCUCUUUGUAUUAGUACUGAUUUGAUGAAACAGUUCUCUAUGAAAAGCAACACUUUAUCAUCUAUCUUCCAAGAUUCUUUGUACUUGUGGUUUUAUUGGUUGUAUUCUUGCAAGGAUUAUUUCAA
Cicer arietinum (chickpea) is the source of this 1453-nucleotide messenger RNA. Its product is annotated as cullin-like protein 3. Gene Ontology annotation, biological process: ubiquitin-dependent protein catabolic process. The record is from RefSeq and is a predicted model, not a curated record. Lineage: Eukaryota; Viridiplantae; Streptophyta; Magnoliopsida; Fabales; Fabaceae. Gene Ontology annotation, molecular function: ubiquitin protein ligase binding.